Molecule: messenger RNA, 195 nt
Organism: Anisakis simplex (herring worm)
Lineage: Eukaryota; Metazoa; Nematoda; Chromadorea; Rhabditida; Anisakidae
Source: the annotation of a GenBank genome assembly
AUGUCGUCGUUGUUCUUGGAUACCUUAGGCGAUACUCUCAAGCAAGUGAAUGUCGACGGGACUCUAUCGUUUUACGGAAUCGCGAUUGACUCAGGUCUCUACGAACGACUCACCAGAUCGUGGGUGCACAUCAGGUCAGUAACAUUUAAAAUGUCACAUUCAGAACAGAUGAAUUUCUUGGACUUUUUAGUCUGA